This is a messenger RNA of Ornithodoros turicata, 1459 nucleotides long. RefSeq lists its product as uncharacterized. Gene Ontology annotation, molecular function: NAD+-protein-arginine ADP-ribosyltransferase activity; NAD+ poly-ADP-ribosyltransferase activity. The transcript is spliced from 2 exons. The record is from RefSeq and is a predicted model, not a curated record. NCBI's taxonomy places the organism in Eukaryota, Metazoa, Arthropoda, Arachnida, Ixodida, Argasidae. The coding region runs from base 133 to 1281 and encodes 382 amino acids.
CAGCUACUUUUGCUGAUAAAACGUUUGUUUGGUCCGCUCUGUUGUAUCCGUCCCUUUUCUUUUAGUUUUAUUCCAAGAGGAGACUUUGCUGUUGUCUAGAGGAUUUCAAGCUUCCGAAACUGUGUUUCGCCGAUGGGUUUCAACCGACCUGGACGUCCCAACUGUUCCAGAGGACGACCUAACAGGAGACCACACAGCUGGGUGAAGCAAUAUCGCUACGAUCCGUGGAACACAACGCCCGGACGGAGAAGGUACUACAACGGCUGCGCCGGUGCCAGUCCUCCUCUACCACUUCUCCAGUGUCCUCCUUCGAGUGAUACUCUGUCCUCUCCGGUGCAUCCAGAAAUACACGACCCGCCCUGUCGUGUCUGGGCCGCUGGGCCCUUCAGUGACAAUCGUGUGUACCCUUCUUACGAUUGCAAUGUGGAAUGUAACAACUUUGGCGUCCAGUGGUACCCAGAGGACGAAAGGGGUGGGUUUAUACGGACUCGUGGGCGACCCGCUCUCGUGUUGGCCCUCAGAGACAGGGUGGAACGUUUUGUGGAAGAUGGCACGAAUAUGUCGGUGGCUUAUGUCCGCGACAACUUCCGUUCUGAAAUGAAAACGAGGUACGAAGCAGCGUGGAAGCACAGCUGGGACGUGACCGUAGCGCGCCAAGAAUCCCCGUUCCACUAUGGGGCCGUACUGCGUGCCUACGCAUUGCGCCUUCCCAAUGUCUGUCGGGCUUUCAACUCCGACUGCCGCUCGCUAACGGCGCGGGAUGAUGGCACGUGGGCAGACUUUGGAUACAAGUCCUUCUGGUGGCUGCUUCUUGAAGCCGUCCUCUAUCUUUCUCAAGAUUCUGGCGGUCCUGGAACGCUCUACCGUGGCAUAUCCAACGUGGACGUGUACAAAUUUCUCGGGGACUGCAUCAUAUUCGGCCAGUUCCUAUCGACCUCGUCGACGAUGGAGGUGCCGCUAAGGUUCGCCAAUUCCCCGUGGCCUUUGAUACUCGAGCUUCGUGGGGUCCCUAGUAAAGUGCGCAGGGAUACAACCAGGUGGAGCUACUGUGGACACCAGGAAGAGCUUCUCUUGCCAUUCUGCGUGUUUCGGUGCAUCUCUGACGUCGUCAUGCGUCACGUGGAAGAUGGAUCAGUUCCCGUGCUAGUGUUGCAGUAUGUCACCUGUUUGUUGGACAGUGAACGCUUUGCCGAGCACAUGGAAUUAAGGCGAUUGAACAGACAAGGAGUGCUGCCGGAGCACUUUGAUCCCAACGUGGCUCAACAGCGAGUGGAUCCUUAAACCGUUUGUGCAAAAACUCUCUGUAUAGAAGCAUGUUAUGAAUUCAUUUUGCGGCUGUGUUUCGAGGGAAAAUAUUUCGUGCGUGUGUGCUGCCGCUUUCGUUUUUAAGAUACUGCCAUUUCAUCAAAUGUACAUAUCAUUACUGUAUGCAAAAAUGAACAUAAACAGAUGAACAAUA